Molecule: messenger RNA, 693 nt
Organism: Pyrus x bretschneideri (Chinese white pear)
Lineage: Eukaryota; Viridiplantae; Streptophyta; Magnoliopsida; Rosales; Rosaceae
Product: MDIS1-interacting receptor like kinase 2-like
Exons: 3
Coding region: 1-693 (230 amino acids)
Biological process (GO): protein phosphorylation
Molecular function (GO): ATP binding; protein kinase activity
Source: RefSeq, a predicted model, not a curated record
AUGGCUGUGAAGAAACUACAUCAAUUAUGGGAUAGCAAGAAGAAUUUGGUGAAGGCAUUCUUGAAUGAAAUAAGGGCACUAACAGAGAUAAGACACCAGAACAUUAUGAAGCUUUAUGGUUUCUGUUCACACCAUCGACACUUGUUCUUGGUGUACGAGUUUGUUGAAAGACGUAGCUUGGCUACAAUUUUGAGCAAAGAUAAGGAAGCUAAAGAAAUGGGGUGGAGAGAAAGGGUGAAUAUUGUUAACGGUGUAGCUCAUGCCUUAGCAUACACGCACCACGAUUGCGUGCCACCAAUUGUGCAUCUAGACAUAUCAAGCAAGAACAUUUUGUUGGAUUAUGAAUAUGAGACCUCUGUUUCAGACUUUGGUAUCGCUAAGUUUUUGAAUCCAGACUCAACUACUUGGACUGCCGUUGUAAGCACAUAUGGGUAUGUCGCACCAGAGAAGAAAAUGCCGACCGUGUUCAUCGCAGUUCGGUGCUGCCAAUGCUCCACCAUGCAGGUGAAGCAGAGGAACAAAAGCAACAAGUGGACAUGUGUCGUCUGCAAUCAGAAGCAGUUCGUCUGCCAAGUGUUUGCUCAAGGUCCCAUGGCCAGAGACCUCCGCCUCUUUGUCCAGUCCUCCAACAUGUCUCACCAGUUCGCCCAACAAACCCAUGAUCAACAGCAACAGCAACAGCAACAGCGAUAA